Tupaia belangeri chinensis (Chinese tree shrew) is the source of this 1924-nucleotide messenger RNA. It is a transcript of the gene ACOT11, whose product is annotated as acyl-CoA thioesterase 11. Gene Ontology annotation, cellular component: cytoplasm; cytosol. The record is from RefSeq and is a predicted model, not a curated record. The transcript is spliced from 17 exons. The coding region runs from base 78 to 1898 and encodes 606 amino acids. NCBI's taxonomy places the organism in Eukaryota, Metazoa, Chordata, Mammalia, Scandentia, Tupaiidae. Gene Ontology annotation, molecular function: long-chain fatty acyl-CoA hydrolase activity; lipid binding. Gene Ontology annotation, biological process: acyl-CoA metabolic process.
GACUGUUGCUCAGGUGACCAGCGUGUCUCCGGGAGGGCACACAGCCGGGCCCACAACUAGCGAGACAGCCGGCCGAGAUGAUCCAGAAUGUCGGAACCCACCUACGCAGGGGCUUUGCCUCUGUGUUCUCCAGCCGCACGUCCCGGAAGGCGGCCUCACGUGCAGGGGACGCUGGCACCAUGGCGGACGACGAGGAGUACCGGAAUCCCACGGAGGUGCAGAUGAGCCAGCUGGUGCUGCCCUGCCAUACCAACCAGCGCGGCGAGCUGAGCGUGGGGCAGCUGCUCAAGUGGAUCGACACCACCGCCUGCCUGUCUGCGGAGCGGCACGCAGGCUGCCCUUGCGUCACGGCCUCCAUGGACGACAUGUACUUUGAGCACACGAUCAGUGUUGGACAGGUGGUGAAUAUCAAGGCCAAGGUGAACCGGGCCUUCAACUCCAGCAUGGAGGUGGGCAUCCAGGUGACCUCUGAGGACAUGUGCUCUGAGAAGCAGUGGAGCGUGUGCAAGGCCCUGGCCACCUUUGUGGCCCACCGGGAGAUCUCCAAGGUGAAGCUGAAGCAGAUCAUGCCACGGACAGAGGAGGAGAAGACCGAGCACAGCGUGGCUGCCGAGCGCCGGCGCAUGCGGCUGGUCUACGCCGACACCAUCAAGGACCUCCUGGCCAACUGCGCCAUUCAGGAUGAACAUCCAAAUGCCACUGCUGCCCUGGUCGGGACAGAGGGUGAGGGAGAGCUAUUGAGAGCGCGACAGUCUGGAGCCAGGCACUUGUCAGCCGUGGUCACGUUGCGUCGUCACGCAGCCCUGUGGGGUUGGUUUGACAUCUGCCCUUCAGGGAUCUGGGCCUGGAUGGAGAACGUGGCCACCAUCGCGGCCAGCCGGUUCUGCCGUGCCCACCCUACCCUGAAGGCCAUUGAGAUGUUCCACUUCCGAGGCCCGUCCCAGGUGGGGGACCGACUGGUGCUCAAGGCCAUCGUGAACAAUGCCUUCAAGCACAGCAUGGAGGUGGGCGUGUGCGUGGAGGCCUAUCGCCAGGAGGCCGAGACCCAUCGGCGGCACAUCAACAGCGCCUUCAUGACCUUCAUGGUCUUGGACGUGGAUGACCAGCCCCAGAUGUUGCCCCGGAUUCGGCCCCAGCCAGGGGAUGGUGAGCGGCGCUACCGAGAGGCCAGUGCCAGGAGGAAGAUCCGCCUGGACAGGAAGUACAUUGUGUCCUGCAAGCAGGCGGAAAUGCCCCUCUCCGUGCCCUGGGACCCUAGCAACCAGGUGUACCUGAGCUACAACAACGUCUCCUCCCUGAAGAUGCUGGUGGCCAAGGACAACUGGGUGCUGUCCUCGGAAAUCAAUCAGGUCCGCCUGUACACUCUGGAGGAGGACAAGUUCCUCUCCUUCCAUAUGGAGAUGGUGGUGCACGUGGAUGCAGCCCAGGCCUUCCUGCUGCUCUCGGACCUGCUUCGGAGGCCAGAGUGGGACAAGCACUACCGGAGCGUGGAGCUGGUGCAGCAGGUGGAUGAGGACGACGCCAUCUAUCACGUCAUCAGCCCUGCCCUGGGUGGCGAUGCCAAGUCCCAGGACUUUGUGAUCCUGGCCUCACGGCGGAAGCCUUGUGACAAUGGAGACCCCUAUGUCAUUGCGCUGAGGUCCGUCACGCUGCCCACACACCGUGAGACUCCGGAGUACAGACGUGGGGAGACCCUCUGCUCAGGCUUCUGCCUCUGGCGUGAGGGGGACCAGCUGGCUAAGGUGUCGUACUACAACCAGGCCACUCCCGGCUUUAUCAACUACGUGACCACCAACGUGGCGGGCCUCUCCUCUGAGUUCUACACCACCUUCAAGGCUUGUGAGCAGUUCCUCCUGGACAACCGGAACGACCUGGCCCCCAGCCUCCAGACUCUCUGAGUGCCCUCAGUGCCAUCCUGUUCCCA